This is a messenger RNA of Aspergillus bombycis, 1845 nucleotides long. Its product is annotated as RNA-binding protein VTS1. Gene Ontology annotation, cellular component: P-body. Gene Ontology annotation, biological process: nuclear-transcribed mRNA poly(A) tail shortening; regulation of mRNA stability. The transcript has 3 exons. Bases 1 to 1845 code for a protein of 614 amino acids. Gene Ontology annotation, molecular function: translation repressor activity; protein binding; mRNA binding. The record is from RefSeq and is a predicted model, not a curated record. NCBI's taxonomy places the organism in Eukaryota, Fungi, Ascomycota, Eurotiomycetes, Eurotiales, Aspergillaceae.
AUGGCCAGUCACAUCAUCGGCAAUCGCAAUAGCACCCCGGACGCUUCCAAAUCCACUCUCCGGCCCCCGUCGUCGUCCCGUAACCUAGGCUCGCAUCAGCUUCGAGCGUCGGCCGAUAUGUCGGGAUUUCCGUCCCCCUUGUCGUCCCGCAGCAUCCGUCCGGCAUCGGAGGUGUACUUCAAUCAGCAGUCUCAAGCGUCGAACAAUGCAGAGGACCCUCUGGAUCGUGCGGCCCAACAGUGGCUUGCGGAUAUCGAUCAGUACGAAACCACGCUAGAAGAAAUGGCCGCUGCAACGCUUGAUCAGGAUUUCAAGGAUGAGCUCAGUGCGAUCGAACAGUGGUUCCGUGUCCUCAGCGAGGCGGAACGCACUGCCGCACUGUAUGCUCUGCUUCAGCAAACGACUCAGGUGCAGAUCCGUUUCUUUAUCCAGGUUUUGCAGCAAAUGGCCAAGAGUCACCCCAUGUCGGGAUUGCUGUCACCUGCGAACUUCGGAGAAAAGGAUGCUAUGUCUAACCGCCUGAAUGACGCUAUGUCCAAAUUGAACGUGGACAGCUCUCGGAACUCUUUGGGUCGUCCCCCGCCCUCUCCAGGUGCCAAGCGCAACUCGGGGCUGGACUCCUCGACCAUUAAUGCCAUGUUCCCGGACGCCGCUGCAGCCAUUGCGAAGAAGAAGGCCGAGUUCACCCAGCAGACCGGCAACGCUCCCCCUUCAAACCGUAACAGUGCUGUAUUCGGCGAUCGGACUUCAUUCGUUGCACCUACCAUCUCCGCUCCGGACAACAAUACGGACAACCUAGGUCAGCCCCCUGUAUCUCCAUGGGCCCAAAGGGGCCCUGAUAGUCAGCCGCCAAUUGCUCGACCCAAGUCGUCCUCUGGUCACCAGCCCAUGGGGCAGUUCAGUCAGGCGUCUUCUGGCCUCCGCUCUCCCCUCCCGCAGACUGCUACGAUUCCUGCGCCCGAAAUCGAGGCCCCUCUUUUGUCGCCAUACAAUGUUGGUAAUGCCAGCUGGGCUUCCAUGACCAACACUCCAAUGACGGCUACUUUCGCGCAGCAGCAGCAGCAGCAAAACUCGCAGGCUGAUAUGGUGGCCAAUGCGACGGCGAUGAAGCUGGCUGCUCUGUCGACUGUGAACAACCGUAUUGCGCUUGACGAUGCUCGUAAAUAUCGUCGUGCUCGUUCCAACGACGGACAAGGAAAGAAUGCUAACGCCAACAACAACACCAACCAGAACAUGCCUCAAGGCGGCCUCGCAAGCCCGGGUCUUCCAGGCCCCAACCACCUUGUUGCUGGACAACUUUUGAACGCACAACAGCUGGCAGCGCUCCAGGCGCAGCAGCAGGCUGCUAUGGCGGGUCGGCGUUCUCGCCCAACUUCCCCUGGAAUUGCUAUGCAAGGAGGCGCUCUCGGUCCAAUGGGAUUCACUUCGCCUCAGAACAACGGAUUUCUGGCGGCGUAUGACCCGAAUAACCCUCUCAUGGGCAAUGGACUGGGUGCGCUUGGCAUUGGACAGUUUAGCCUCGGCGGUCAUGAAGGCUAUCUCUCGGAUCACUCGGAGGUCACUCGCGGCCGCUCGCCACGAGGCCGUCGUGGUAGCUCGAAGCCGCCAGAGGAUCCCACCGACCCUGCUCUGUUGAAGGACAUUCCCAGCUGGCUGAGGUCUCUGCGUUUGCAUAAGUAUACAGAAAACUUGAAGGAUCUGAAGUGGACUGAGCUCGUUGAGCUUAACGACAAAGCUCUGGAGGAGCGUGGCGUUAAUGCUCUCGGUGCCAGGAACAAGAUGCUCAAGGUUUUCGAACAGGUCAGGGAAGCCAAGUCUGAUGGCAAGCUUGACAACAUUAUCUGA